This is a messenger RNA of Paramecium primaurelia, 732 nucleotides long. Lineage: Eukaryota; Ciliophora; Oligohymenophorea; Peniculida; Parameciidae. The record is from the annotation of a GenBank genome assembly.
AUGUUAAAAUAAAAUAAAUUUGAUGAAAUAAGUCAAAGAAUUAAAUCAAGAAAAUAAUCAUUAAGUUAAAUAAGAGAAAUUUUGAUUAAUGAUAAAUUUUUUGAUGAUGCAGUUUCCAUCUCAAAGAAUGUUGAUUUAUUAAUAUCCAGAGGAAAAGUAGAUGUGGAUGUAUUUUUAAAGAAAAUAAUAAUUUUUGGAUUCCUUAUUAGUAUAACUUCAUGAAAAUUAGAGCUUAAUCACUUGAAAUUAGAAAUAAUUAAGAAAAAUUAAUUGCAAUUGGGAAUUAUUGUAUUUUGUUGAGAGAUGCAAAUUUAAUGAAAUUAAAUCAAAGUGAAGAAAUUAAUGCUUUGAUUUAAAAAGGACUACCAAAUGUUCCUUUAAAACUAAUAAAUGAUAUGUAACUCAUAAAUAAUGGAAUGAUCUUUCCUUAAAAUCUAAGUUUUAAAAGUGUGAUCAAUAAAAUAUGUCUUAUUAUAGAUAUUAUUUACAAUUCAUUUGCAGGUAAAUUGAAAUAGAAUAUUAGAUACUAUUUAUUUGGGUUCUGAAUAUCUUGAUAAUAUGAAUAAGUGUGAUCAGAUAUUGUAUAAUUUAGUGAUAAUACCAGUAUAAAAAUAUAUUGAAUAACUUGUAAUAAUUCAGUUUGAAUAGGAAACAGUAUGAAUAAUCUAUAAAUAUUAGAAAAAUUUAUUGAGUUUAAAUGGAAUUUGCAUAAACUUAGAUUUAGAUCAAUGA